AUGUUAAUGACAAAUAAGGAAGUAGAACCUUCAAAUUUGGAACGUUUAUCGCUAGAGGUGUUGAGAGUUGUUUGUAAAGGAAUGGGUGUGUCAGAUUUUGAACCAAAGAAGGAAGUCAUGGCUAGGUUGGCAAGAGAAAGUAGGGCACAGUUGGGUCUUUUAAGAGCUGGUGAUAGGCCGCAACAGUUAAGAGCAGCAGUCAAAAAUUCUUAUAACACUUUUGGAAGGCAGUCUGUUUUGGGCCUGGAUUUGGCUCAAACUGUUUUUAAAAGGGCUUCAAAGACUUUGCUAGACAAGGCCUUGGUCUCUGUGGACAUAGCCUUUGUUCAUUUGGCGAGACAGAUCAUUUUGGAAAGAGCUUAUGUUGUGAGAGUAGUAGAUGAAGAUGUAUUUUACGAAGCCCAAAAAGAUGAGAUCAUUGUAUCAGCCUCAGUUGGAGUAGUUCCAGAUACAGGCUCUGUUUUCUAUAUGAGCAGUAUUCUCAUGAUGCAAUUUGAAAAGAUUGAAGUGAAAUGGCCAAAGGACUCUCUUCCAGUGGCAGUGAUUGAGAGGUAUAUUGACUGCCCUCCGCCCGGAGUCAGUAUGAUGUUGUGGGCAUGGGAUUUAGCUUUGGUUGCAUUGAGUUUAAAGGUUAUGCGUAGACUGGAUGAGUUGUGCAACUUAAAAAGGUCAGAUGUUACUGAGAAGGAUGGAAAAUUGUGGAUUAGAGUUGCGAAAUCAAAAACGGAUCAAUUAGGGAGAGGCAAGUUUAUCACAGUUGAGACCAAGUACAUCACCAAAGAAGCUACUAUUCCUGUCUAG
This is a messenger RNA of Racocetra fulgida, 801 nucleotides long. NCBI's taxonomy places the organism in Eukaryota, Fungi, Glomeromycota, Glomeromycetes, Diversisporales, Gigasporaceae. The record is from the annotation of a GenBank genome assembly.